Molecule: messenger RNA, 2128 nt
Organism: Hemicordylus capensis (graceful crag lizard)
Lineage: Eukaryota; Metazoa; Chordata; Lepidosauria; Squamata; Cordylidae
Gene: VPS72
Product: vacuolar protein sorting 72 homolog
Exons: 6
Coding region: 120-1241 (373 amino acids)
Biological process (GO): chromatin remodeling; regulation of DNA-templated transcription
Cellular component (GO): nucleus
Molecular function (GO): ATP-dependent H2AZ histone chaperone activity
Source: RefSeq, a predicted model, not a curated record
UUCCGGUUCACUCGGCGCUCAAUUGCUCGACACUAAGGCGCGCCGCCAGCCAGGGCCCGCAAUCGAGAGACGAAAACAUCGACCGCAGCGCUCCUUCUCUGCUGCAAGGAGGAAGCAAAAUGGCGUCCGCGUCGUCCGCCUCCAUGGGUCUGGCCGGGGGCCGAGCGCCGCGGCGCACGGCUGGGAACCGGCUCUCGGGGCUACUGGAAGCCGAGGAGGAUGAAUUUUAUCAGACCACCUACGGGGGCUUCACCGAGGAGUCGGGUGACGACGAGUACAAAGGCGACCAGUCGGACAGCGACGAUGAAGUCGAUUCGGACUUUGAUAUUGAUGAAGGAGACGAGCCUGGCAGCGAUCAGGAUGACGACGAACCCAAAAGGAAGCGCAGAGUCGUCACUAAGGCCUACAAGGAACCCAUCAAAAGCUUGAGACCCAAGAAACCGGAUGUUCCUGCCAGCAGCACCCAGAAAGUGAGAGAGGAACGGUCAGCCCCGGUCGAGCUCCAGGAUGACAUAGGCGACAGCCGCAAGCACAUGCGCCAGUCAACCACCGAGCAUACCCGCCAGACCUUCCUGCGCCUCCAGGAGCGCCAGGUGCAAUCCAAGCGCAAGAAGGGGGCCGGCCCCAGCUACAACAGGCCGCUGACCCAAGAGGAGCUGCUGGAAGAGGCCAAGAUCACGGAGGAGCUCAACUUACGGUCUCUGGAGACGUACGAGCGCCUCGAAGCGGACAAGAAGAGGCAAGUGCAAAAGAAGCGGAAGUGCCUAGGACCAACCAUCCGUUACCACUCGGCAACCAUGCCCCUGAUCUCCGACCUCGGCUUCAAGGAAGAGAAUGUGGACGUUGAGGGCUUGGACCAGGACAUGCAGCCACCUUUGGAAGCCCCACUGGCAGCUUCCGCCCCGGCUGCCAAAUGCUCACGCACCUUCCUCACCUUCAGUGACGAUGAGACCUUUGAGCAGUUCUUCCCGAAAUCGCGGACCCCCAAGCUGCCCGUGAAGGAGAUCUGCCCCGUCACCCACAAGGCCGCUAUCUACCGCGACCCCAUCACCGACAUCCCCUACUCCAACAUCCGGGCCUUCAAGAUCAUCCGGGAGGCCUACAAGAAGUACAUCACGGCCCACGGGCUGCCCAACGCCGCUGCCACGGCUGCCCUUGGGGCUGGGCCUCCCAUCACGGACCCCAGCGUCCGAGCCACCAGACAGAAGAUCAUCAUCAAACAAAGUGUCCCGGCCACGUAAACCACGACAGAACCGCCACCUCGUCAUUGCGUACAUCCUUCCCCCUAAAUACUUCUUCAAGGAAUUGUACACAGGUGACGGAGAGACUAUAAAUCUGAGCAUCUUUGUUUUGUAUUGUGUCGUAAAACUUUGUAGAUUUGUUGGGUUUUCCCUUUACAAACCUUUAGGGGAAGCUAAGCUAACUCCUCCUAACUCUGUCCUCUUGUUAGGCCGUGAUCUUGGUGGGUCACAUUUUGACUUGGCUCCCCAAACAGGUUCUUAAAAGGAGCAGUGAAUUACAAAAAUUGGUUCUAGGGAAAAGCUCCCAAUUUGGCUUCCAAAAUGGGGGUGGACCAUGUUGGGGGAAUGGCUGUUCUGAAGUGGUCAGAUCUCUCAUUGGAUUGUCCUGUAAGGAAGCUCCUGCAGAAAUGGACAGGAGUGAGAAAGUUGGGGUCUGGAGGUGAAGGCCUAAGAGGUCGCGGGAGUGGAGUCAUUUAAGAGGUAAGAGAUCUCUGGGGGUCUGGAGGGAGGUCCAGGCAUUCCAAGGGAAAUGGCAAAGGGGCCUUUUUCUCGUGUAUGCCCCAGUCCAAAAUGCAUAUCCUCGAGAGUUGUCCUCUUGGAGUGGGAGCUGUUUUUUGUGAAUUAAAAGGACUUGGGUUUGGGGGAGUGGUACAGAAGAUAAUGGUAUCAUUAUGGUUGUUGUGGCUUGACCAACUUACCCCGCUUGUCUUGGAAGCCAUCAGCCAGCAUGACCAACAAGCUGUUUUGAGGUGAGGUUGGACAAAUGUGGGCAAGGUGGUCAAGAAUCGAGGGGCGUCCAUCAGAUUCGGUUUUAUUCUGUUGAUGUGCAGACUCUGCUAAGUCUCUCUCCUCUCUCUCUCUCUCAACAAUAAAGGCAAUAAAUGCAA